Molecule: messenger RNA, 342 nt
Organism: Colletotrichum karsti
Lineage: Eukaryota; Fungi; Ascomycota; Sordariomycetes; Glomerellales; Glomerellaceae
Exons: 2
Coding region: 1-342 (113 amino acids)
Source: RefSeq, a predicted model, not a curated record
AUGAAGUGCCUUCUCUCUUACAUCAUGCUCGCCCUCUGCUUCGGCCUCGGCCUCGCACAGCAAGGCACGAUCCAGUGCCAAUGCAAAGCAACUCUCACAAACUCCGUCAUCAGGACCGGCGGCCGCAAGCUCUGCAGUCAGCGCGGCGGUAUCCUGAGCGAGGACAACGAGCUCUGCACCAAGCUUCCGGAGAGAUUCACGGACGCGGACUGCAAGACUUUGGGAGACUCGUUCCUGGCGAGCUGCGGAUCGGCUCGGUCUGAGUUGAAGAGGGGUAUUUACAAGCGCGAGGUCGUGCCUCUGUCGACGAGGCCGAUCGUGAGGAGACUGUCCAACUUCUAG